Messenger RNA from Ictalurus furcatus (blue catfish), 3131 nucleotides. It is a transcript of the gene elfn1a, whose product is annotated as extracellular leucine-rich repeat and fibronectin type III domain containing 1a. The record is from RefSeq and is a predicted model, not a curated record. Lineage: Eukaryota; Metazoa; Chordata; Actinopteri; Siluriformes; Ictaluridae. Gene Ontology annotation, cellular component: plasma membrane. Gene Ontology annotation, molecular function: protein binding. The transcript has a single exon. The coding region runs from base 1 to 2391 and encodes 796 amino acids.
AUGAUUUCCAGAAAGGCAUCCAUGGCUUGUAGUGGUGGUGUUGUGAUGAGUGCCUUCAUCUGGUCUAUGGCCAUAAUCUAUCUGACUCACAUAGGUGGGGUGAGCGGGGACUGCUGGCUCAUUGAAGGGGAAAAGGGCUUUGUGUGGUUGGCCAUCUGCAGCCAAAACCAGCCACCUUAUGAGGCCAUCCCUCAGCAUAUCAAUAGCACCAUUGUGGACCUUCGCUUGAAUGAAAAUAAGAUUAAAAGUAUCCAUUACUCUGCCCUCAGCCGCUUUGCCAACCUAACAUACCUGAACCUAACAAAGAAUGACAUUAGCUAUAUAGAGGAUGGGGCUUUUUCAGCUCAAUUCAACUUACAGGUACUCCAGCUAGGUUUCAAUAAACUGCGUAACCUAACAGAAGGGAUUCUCAGGGGGUUGGGAAAGCUGCAGUACCUCUACCUCCAGGCCAACCUGAUUGAGACUGUGACACCCAAUGCCUUUUGGGAGUGCCCAAACAUAGAAAACAUAGACCUCUCUAUGAAUCGCAUUCAGGUGCUAGAUGGGAACACUUUCACCAGCCUCACCAAACUGACCACCUGUGAGCUUUAUACAAACCCAUUCAACUGCUCUUGUGAGCUUCUGGGGUUUGUUAAGUGGCUGUCAGUCUUCCCCAACAGAACGAAUGAACGGAUGGUAUGUGAUUCUCCUGCAGGCGUUUCUGGUUACAGUCUCCUAAGCCAGAAUCCAAACAAUCCUACUCAGCGUAAUGCAUUGCAUAUGCUGUCCACUGUGUGCACGGAGGACUAUGUGACUCCGUAUAUCCCUGUGCCUCCUGAGACCACAACUUUCUCUCCAGAUGUUACCCCUUGUGAGCUGGAGGACUGUCCCUCUGGUAGUGAGCCAGAGGAAAUAAGCAUUAGUCCCACUUACCCAGACCUUGAUGUGAAACCAAUCAUGAAGCUGAAACAAGUCUCCCACACAAAUGCAGUUAUUAAUGUUCAGAUACCCCAUCCUUAUAAGAAAAUGUACAUCCUUGUUUUGUAUAAUAAUAGCUUCUUCACAGACAUUCAGAAUCUGAAACGGCAGAAGGAAGACAUCGAGUUAAAGAACCUGAAACCUCACACUGAAUAUACCUACUGUGUGGCUUCCAUACGCAAUUCUUUGCGUUAUAACCAUACCUGUCUCAAAUUAUCCACAGGCCCUAGAACUGGAAGAGUGAGAGAGACUAAUAAUGCAACAGCCACUCAUUAUAUAAUGACCAUCCUAGGAUGCCUUUUCAGUAUGGUAAUUGUUUUAGGAAUGGUCUACUACUGCUUACGAAAAAAGAGGUACCAAGAUGAAAAGCACAAAAAGGCAGGUAGUAUGAAGAAGAACAUAAUAGAGCUCAAAUAUGGUGGUGAAUUGGAGGGAGGGACUAUAUCCAGGGUGCCUCAAAAGCAAAUAAUGGCUGGGGAGAGUAUGUCUCGCAUGCCAUAUUUGCCUUCUGGGAGUGAGAUGGAUCAGUACAAAAUUCAAGACAUAAGUGACACUCCAAAAAUGGCUAAGGGCAACUACAUGGAUGUGAGAACAGGGGAGCAUCAAGACCGAAGAGAGUGCGAGAUGCCUAUGCCAAGCAAUAGUCAGGGUUCUGUUGCUGAGAUCUCCACAAUCGCAAAAGAGGUGGACAAAGUCAACCAGAUUAUUAACAAUUGCAUCGAUGCUUUGAAGUCAGAGUCAACUUCUUUCCAAGGAGUCAAAUCUGGAGCUGUUUCAACAGCAGAGCCCCAGUUAGUUCUGAUUUCAGAGCAACCUCAGAGCAAGUCUGGCUUUCUGUCCCCUGUUUACAAGGAUAGCUACCACCACUCUUUACAGAGACAUCACUCCUCAAGCACUUCCCCAAAGCGACCCAGCACGGCAACCGGUGGUCCCAUGCGUAGUCCGAGGCCCUACCGCUCUGAGGGGGCAUACAAGUCAGAGUCUAAAUACAUAGAGAAGACUUCAUCUACAGGUGAGACCAUCAUGACCAUUACUCCAGCUGCCGCUAUACUGAGAGCAGAGGCAGAGAAGAUACGUCAGUACAGUGAACAUAGACACUCCUACCCUGACGCCCAAAUUGAGGAGCUUGAGGGACCAGAAAAUCGCAAGGCAUCAAUCCUGGAGCCUCUGACACGGCCUCGGCCCAGAGACUUGGCAUAUUCCCAGCUAUCUCCCCAGUACCAUAACCUCAGCUACUCCUCCAGCCCUGAGUAUUACUGCAAACCAUCUCACAGCAUCUGGGAGCGCUUCAAGCUCCAUCGCAAACGUCACAAAGAUGAGGAAUACAUGGCGGCAGGCCAUGCCCUGCGUAAAAAAGUGCAGUUUGCAAAGGAUGAGGACCUGCAUGAUAUUCUAGAUUACUGGAAAGGUGUGUCAGCGCAACAUAAAUCUUAAUCUUCUCAAGUGUUUCUUCAAAUCUUUUUUGUUGGACCAUGAAAACAGAAUGAGUUUUGAAUUGCAUUUUAAUGGAGGACAUAGCCAACUUUGACUAAUGGGGAAUGGGGGAAAUUGGGAAUGCACUCUUAGUUUUGUAAAUUUACCAAAAGGAUAUAUACAAGAAGAGAACACAGUGCAAAUUUAAAAAUAUAUAUGUUCAAGUGGAUUAUAAGUAUUUGGUUCGCAUGGCCAAGUCCUGUGACAAUGGAUUUUCUACUGUGUACAGUGAGAAAAAAAAAGCAUCAUACACUGACAGAAGUCUUCUGGAAACAUAUUUCUUCUCACUGUACAUUGAUUAAUGAACAGUUCUCCCUAUAUAUUGAGUUAUAAAUACAAAGGGACUAAUGUACAAUAUAGUGUUUUUAUACUUGCAAAGAUUGGUGGUUAUAAGAAAAAAAUAUAUAGGACACGUUUGAUUCAGGUUUAGAUUAUGGAUUUUAGAAUCAGUUCCUGUGACAUUUGUCUAUAAUGAAUGUUUGGAGUUCAGAUGGAUGAACAUUGCACUUGUCACUGGAAUGGAAUAUAUCCAUUCAAAACACCAUUUAAUCUAGUCUGCAUUGUCAUUUUUCAUUUAUGUCACUAAACAAAAUGCACAAUAUUACCAUGUUAUUAAAGACUCAGUAAUUUGGAUAGCUUGGUACUUCAGAACAGAUCGGUAGUUAUAUCUGAAACAUCUGUAUAAUUGGGAUGUGGGUAAA